This is a messenger RNA of Nicotiana attenuata, 1968 nucleotides long. RefSeq names its product dnaJ protein homolog. Gene Ontology annotation, biological process: protein refolding; response to heat. The record is from RefSeq and is a predicted model, not a curated record. Gene Ontology annotation, molecular function: Hsp70 protein binding; ATP binding. Gene Ontology annotation, cellular component: cytoplasm; cytosol. Bases 498 to 1769 code for a protein of 423 amino acids. The transcript is spliced from 8 exons. Lineage: Eukaryota; Viridiplantae; Streptophyta; Magnoliopsida; Solanales; Solanaceae.
UUCACACUAUUUUUGCAUAUAUACAAACAAGUACACACACAAAACAGAAGAGGAGAAUGGCAAAAACAAAACGCACAAAAGGGAAAAGAAAAUACAAAGACGGUGUCUUUCCAUCUACUUCAAAAUUUGAGCAAAAAUCCACCGCUGCAAAAUCUAUGCAACCUUUUGGAAUUUCAAAACAUUCUUAGAAAUGGAUUGAGAAACUUAAAACAAAAUCGAAGAAUCAGUACUGUAAUUUUCCUAAGUCAGCCGCCACUUCAAUCCGAACUCAUGCCAAAAUUCAGUGAAAACCAAAACCGAGUUCAUUUCUAAUGAUGUUUAGCUGAAGUUUCUAAGUCGGGGUUCGAGAUUUCCCAGUCAAAUAAGGAUCCGUCGAGUUUCAGGUCGCGGUCCAGUUCGUGAUUCCAUCGCCGUCCAAGGUUUCCGGUAGUAAAACAUUUUCAGAUUCAAAGAGAGUUCACUCCUGAGUUCUGUUGCAGUUACUAAGGUAAUCCAUUAUGUUUGGGCGGGCUGCAAGGAGGAGUGAUAACUCCAAGUACUAUGAGGUUCUUGGUGUUUCAAAGAAUUCCAGUCAAGAUGAACUUAAAAAGGCAUAUAGAAAAGCUGCUAUAAAGAAUCAUCCUGACAAGGGCGGUGACCCUGAAAAAUUCAAGGAAUUGGCUCAUGCAUAUGAAGUUUUAAGUGAUCCAGAGAAGAGAGAAAUUUAUGAUCAGUAUGGUGAAGAUGCGCUUAAAGAAGGAAUGGGUGGGGGUGGUGGCGGUCACAACCCUUUUGACAUAUUUGAGUCAUUCUUUGGUGGAGGUUUUGGUGGAGCUUUUGGCGGUGGUGGUAGCUUCAGAGGCAGCAGAAAGAAACAAGGUGAAAAUUCAAUGCACACUCUACGGGUUUCUCUGGAAGACUUGUACAAUGGCACAACGAAAAAGCUCUCUCUUUCACGGAAUAUACUGUGCCCAAAAUGUAAAGGGAAAGGUUCAAAGAGUGGAGCCUCUGGAACAUGUUAUGGAUGUCAAGGUACUGGAAUGCGUGUUACGACAAGACAGAUAGCCCCAGGAAUGAUUCAACAGAUGCAACAUGUUUGUCCUGAAUGCCGAGGAUCAGGAGAGGUUAUAAGUGAGAGAGAUAGGUGCACUCAGUGCAAGGGAAACAAAAUUACACAAGAAAAGAAAGUAUUGGAAGUGAAUGUUGAGAAAGGGAUGCAACACGGUCAGAAGAUUGUUUUCGACGGGGAAGCUGAUGAAGCUCCAGAUACCAUCACCGGCGAUAUUAUUUUUAUAUUACAACAAAAGGAUCACUCGAAGUUCAGGCGAAAGUCUGAUGAUCUUUACGUGGAACACAAUCUCAGUUUGACAGAAGCUCUCUGUGGCUUUCAAUUUGUUCUGACUCAUCUUGACGGCAGGCAGCUUCUGAUCAAAUCUAGCCCCGGAGAAGUUAUAAAGCCUGAUCAAUAUAAGGCAAUAAAUGAUGAAGGAAUGCCCCAUUAUGGGAGGCCAUUCAUUAAGGGUCGGCUUUAUAUCCAUUUUAAUGUGGAAUUUCCAGAAUCUGGAUUUCUUUCCCCCGAGAAAUGCCGCAUUCUUGAGAGUAUUCUGCCACAGAGACUGGGGAAGCACUCGUCUGAUAUGGAGUUAGACGAGUGUGAGGAAACUACUUUGCAUGAUGUCAACAUGGAGGAAGAAAUGAGGCGCAAGGAGCAGCGACGCAGGCAAGAGGCUUAUGCUAUGGAUGACGAUGAUGAGCCAAAUGUGCAUCAUAUGGCUUGUAACCAACAAUAAAAUCUUUCAGAGAAGUGGUUUUUCGGUUAAGUCCCCAUUUUUGUCUAUGCUCUUUUGGUUGUUGGGGUUGGAAAACAGGGUUUCUUUUAGUUCUUCAGUUUAUUAUGUUGAUCUCACUUUUGUAGUGCCUUCUUAUUUUGGUCCUAAAAUGCAUUCCUCAAUUAGGCUCUAUGAGCUAUUAUUAUUGAGCAUUGUAGCA